This is a messenger RNA of Pseudocercospora fijiensis CIRAD86, 1605 nucleotides long. RefSeq lists its product as uncharacterized. The transcript is spliced from 10 exons. The record is from RefSeq and is a predicted model, not a curated record. Lineage: Eukaryota; Fungi; Ascomycota; Dothideomycetes; Mycosphaerellales; Mycosphaerellaceae. The coding region runs from base 352 to 1605 and encodes 417 amino acids.
GUGGUCUCGUACUGAUCGAUGUCGGCAAUCCAUUGCUGUGCGGCACGUUCAACGUCGUCAGGGUUGGCGGUGUUGCCGCUCUCGCGCAGCUGGUUGAAGUAGACUUCGGAGGCAGGACGAAUGCCUCGUGUAGCGAGCGGGGAGGUGGCCGAAAAGGCACCCAUGUCGGCAGAGGCACGCAGGUGAUGGCCAGACCCCAGCGUGCGAGAAGUGGGAGGGCGGAGAGUGGAGCCUCCGCCGAAGGACGAGGACGAGGUCUCAGGUGUGCUGUUGCGGUUGCCGAUAAUGUUUGACAUUUUGAGUGAAGAUGUCUAAAUCGUAUUUUCGUAUGCUAAGCGUAUUCUGUGUGCGAUGGAGGGUGAGAUUGACCUGCAGACCUGCUGUCCUCAAAGGUAUUCGAAGGGCGGACUAUGCGAACAAGGCGGAGCUGCAGAGGGUCGAUGCAGGAGGAAAGGUGAUCGAGUAGUGGUCGUAGUGGUUUCGCGGGAGAGGAUUGGCGCGAGCCGCGUGACAGAGCUGGAGCUAGUCGCGGUCGCAGCGGUACUCGACUCAGGCCUUCUGCUGGCGGUACGGUACAGGGCGGAGGAGAGCGGCGGCGGCGGCGGCGGCGGCGAUGCUGGUGAGGGUGAGGAUAGCGAGCGAAGCGGUCCAACAAACAAUACCUACACUCACGCGACAAGGAGACCGGACGCAUCUACCAAAGAGCAAAGAGACGGACGCUUGUCUUUACUCUUCCACAGCCAAUCACGCCGUCAAAACGAUGCUAUUCUGGAGGCCUACAAAGCGGAAGGUAUUUCUUGCUCUGCUGUUGAAUUUUCAUCGACGGCAGACCUGCGUGCGUGUGCCGUUGCAUGGAAAUCCCCAUCGAACGGCGCAUGGACCAUUUUUCACGUGGCAUAUCAAACUUUAAUCUGGCGCUACGCGUUGGUGUUACAGAGUUGCUCAACAGUCCGAUCACAUGAUGCUUCUGAGCCGUACUGCAUCUAUCCCCAUCUCGUUCUUGAUAUUAGCCUAGGAGACAUGGAGCUUGCGAGGGCGAAGAUUGAGGUAUGUAUACGGGAAGGGAUGGAGGAGGAGAGUUUUAGGUUCGAGGUGAGGUGUGAGUGGUUACAGGAGGUGAGUGAGGGGAGUGAGGCGAUGAGGAGGCCGAGGGGGAUGGGGCAUGCAUGUCACCGCCAUGUUUACGAGCGAUGCGGUCCAUGCAGGAUACUCAGUAGCAUGGCCACGGCAAAUCAAGAGGGACCUGAGGUUAAAAAUCAGAGCUCAGCAAUUGAUGAACAUGAAGAUAAAGCACCUGAGAUUCCACUCCGAAGUAAUGCUUAUAUCAUGAUCUCAUCAAUGCUGCUACCCACAACGAAAGCCAGCCGAUACGAAAUGCAUUCCAAUAUGCAUGCUUCGCCCAAUCUCUCAAACAAUGAUCGCUCCAACACCGCGCUAACCAAGAUGCCACAAGAUGGAACAUCAAUUCACAACCUUCCCACUACUCCUCCUUCCCUUCAUACCCUCCAACUUCCUCAUGAGCUGUUCAUGCAAUCUCUUACUCCCACUCCAAGCACUAGCCAUUUUCUGCAUUCUCACCAAUGCUUCUUCUCACGGAAAGAGUGA